Molecule: messenger RNA, 901 nt
Organism: Cryptococcus amylolentus CBS 6039
Lineage: Eukaryota; Fungi; Basidiomycota; Tremellomycetes; Tremellales; Cryptococcaceae
Exons: 5
Coding region: 44-670 (208 amino acids)
Biological process (GO): positive regulation of cytoplasmic translation
Cellular component (GO): cytoplasm
Molecular function (GO): translation regulator activity; zinc ion binding; mRNA binding
Source: RefSeq, a predicted model, not a curated record
UUUUUCAACAACCCUCACCCCCCAAAAAAACACUUUAUCAACAAUGUUCGGUCGAGGAAGCUCCUGUUUCAAGUGCGGUCAGCCCGGUCACGUCGCUGCCGCUUGCCCCGCUGCGGACCCCACCUGCUACAACUGUGGUCAGCCCGGUCACCUUUCUUCCGGCUGUGCCCAGCCCAAGAACAAGGCCUGCUACACCUGUGGCGCUGAGGACCACCUCUCCUCUGCCUGCCCCCAGAACCCCAACGCCGGUGGCGGUUUCGGCGGUGCUGGCGGUGCCGGCGGUGAGUGCUACCGAUGUGGCAAGCCCGGCCACAUUGCCCGUAUGUGCCCCGAGUCUGGUGACGCUGCUGGCGGUGCCGGUGGCUUUGGCGGCUACGGCGGUGGUUACGGCGGUGGUGCCGGUUUCGGUAACAAGUCUUGCUACACCUGUGGUGGUGUCGGCCACAUCGCCAGGGAGUGCCCCAGCGGUGCCGCUCGAGGCUUCGGCGGUCAGGGCAACUUUGCCGCUGGUCCCCGAAAGUGCUACAACUGUGGCCAGCCCGGUCACAUCUCUUCCCAGUGCUCCCAGGAGCAAGGCCGAACCUGCUACUCUUGUGGCCAGCCCGGCCACAUCGCCUCUGCCUGCCCCGCUGCCGGUGGUGCCGCCCCCGCCGAUGCUCCCUCCGCCUAAAUGCCUUGAGAGUGUGAUGCGGGCGACGAUGUGUAGAUAGGAGUGGUGUUGUGGCGUAGUAGGCGGAAUGAGCGAAAGCGAAACAGCUGGUUGCGUAGUCAUUUCGAGAAUAUUCUUUUUACCACUCUCUCAUGCCCAUUGGCGUUUGUUCAUAUAUCAUCAUAACUUUCCUGGGUUCUUUAGCAAACAAAAAACAGAUCGUUGCUCUGCGAUGUAUCUCCUGGCUCGUGA